GAACGCCGGGUCGGCGGGUGGAUGAACGCGGCUGUCUGUAAUGGCGGAGCGUGGCGGGGACGGAGGGGAAGGCGAGCGCUUCAACCCGGGGGAGCUGAGGAUGGCUCAACAGCAGGCCUUGAGAUUCCGAGGCCCAGCUCCCCCACCAAAUGCAGUGAUGCGCGGCCCACCACCUCUUAUGAGACCACCUCCUCCUUUCGGCAUGAUGAGAGGCCCUCCUCCACCACCCAGGCCCCCCUUUGGACGGCCUCCUUUUGAUCCUAAUAUGCCACCAAUGCCUCCCCCAGGAGGAAUACCUCCACCCAUGGGCCCACCACACCUCCAGAGACCACCAUUCAUGCCUCCACCCAUGGGAGCUAUGCCUCCUCCUCCGGGCAUGAUGUUCCCACCAGGAAUGCCUCCGGGGACUGCUCCUGGUGCUCCAGCACUGCCCCCCACUGAGGAGAUAUGGGUAGAAAAUAAGACUCCAGAUGGGAAGGUUUAUUACUAUAAUGCUCGGACUCGUGAAUCUGCAUGGACCAAGCCAGAUGGAGUUAAGGUUAUUCAGCAGUCAGAACUAACACCUAUGCUUGCAGCUCAAGCACAGGUCCAGGCUCAGGCCCAGGCCCAGGCUCAGGCUCAGGCACAGGCACAGGCUCAGGCCCAGGCCCAGGCCCAGGCCCAGGCUCAGGCAGCCCAGGCUCAGGCCCAAGCGCAAGCACAAGCUCAGGCCCAGGCUCAGGCCCAGGCCCAGGCUCAGGUCCAAGCACAAGCAGUAGGCGCUCCCACCCCUACCACCAGUAGCCCAGCACCUGCAGUGUCCACGUCAGCACCAACAUCUACCCCGUCCUCCACCACAGCUACCACAACAACUGCUACUUCAGUUGCACAGACAGUAUCAACACCCACAACACAAGACCAGACCCCAAGUUCUGCUGUUUCAGUUGCCACGCCUACAGUUAGUGUUUCAGCUCCUGCUCCUACAGCCACACCUGUGCAAACUGUACCCCAGCCGCACCCACAGACGUUACCUCCUGCUGUUCCUCACUCAGUCCCUCAGCCGGCAGCAGCAAUACCUGCUUUCCCACCAGUAAUGGUGCCUCCGUUCCGUGUGCCCCUUCCUGGCAUGCCAAUUCCACUUCCAGGUGUAGCAAUGAUGCAAAUAGUCAGCUGCCCGUAUGUAAAGACAGUCGCUACCACCAAGACCGGUGUAUUACCAGGAAUGGCCCCUCCUAUAGUACCCAUGAUACAUCCCCAGGUUGCUAUUGCAGCUUCACCUGCUACCUUAGCUGGAGCCACCGCAGUUUCUGAGUGGACUGAAUAUAAAACAGCAGAUGGGAAGACGUACUAUUAUAAUAAUAGAACACUUGAAUCAACGUGGGAAAAGCCCCAAGAACUGAAGGAAAAAGAAAAAUUAGAUGAGAAGAUUAAAGAACCAAUUAAGGAGGCAUCUGAAGAGCCAUUGCCAAUGGAGACAGAGGAGGAAGAUCCUAAGGAAGAACCUAUAAAGGAGAUAAAGGAGGAACCCAAAGAAGAAGAGAUGACUGAAGAAGAAAAGGCUGCCCAGAAGGCAAAGCCAGUAGCUACUACUCCUAUUCCUGGUACUCCAUGGUGUGUUGUUUGGACUGGCGAUGAGAGGGUCUUCUUUUACAAUCCCACCACUCGUCUUUCUAUGUGGGACCGACCUGAUGAUUUAAUUGGAAGGGCAGAUGUUGACAAAAUUAUUCAAGAGCCCCCUCAUAAAAAAGGAUUAGAAGACAUGAAGAAACUAAGGCACCCGGCUCCGACAAUGCUGUCCAUCCAAAAGUGGCAGUUCUCGAUGAGUGCAAUUAAAGAAGAACAAGAAUUAAUGGAAGAAAUGAAUGAAGAUGAGCCUAUUAAAGCAAAAAAGCGGAAGAGAGAUGAUAAUAAAGACAUUGAUUCAGAGAAAGAAGCUGCCAUGGAAGCUGAAAUUAAAGCUGCCCGAGAAAGGGCCAUUGUCCCUCUGGAGGCUCGAAUGAAGCAGUUCAAGGACAUGCUGCUAGAGAGAGGGGUGUCAGCUUUUUCAACAUGGGAGAAGGAGUUGCACAAGAUAGUGUUUGACCCUCGGUACUUGCUUCUCAAUCCUAAAGAAAGGAAACAGGUGUUUGAUCAAUAUGUCAAGACCAGAGCAGAGGAAGAACGCAGGGAAAAGAAAAACAAAAUAAUGCAAGCCAAGGAAGAUUUCAAAAAAAUGAUGGAAGAAGCAAAGUUUAAUCCAAGAGCUACUUUUAGUGAAUUUGCUGCCAAACAUGCUAAAGAUUCAAGAUUCAAAGCAAUUGAAAAGAUGAAAGAUAGAGAAGCAUUGUUUAAUGAAUUCGUGGCAGCUGCAAGGAAGAAAGAAAAAGAAGAUUCGAAGACGAGAGGUGAGAAGAUUAAAUCAGAUUUCUUCGAACUGUUAUCUAAUCAUCACUUGGACAGUCAAUCUCGGUGGAGCAAAGUAAAAGACAAAGUAGAAAGCGACCCACGAUACAAAGCAGUGGAUAGUUCGUCAAUGAGAGAAGACCUUUUCAAACAGUACAUAGAGAAAAUAGCUAAGAAUUUAGACUCAGAAAAAGAAAAAGAGCUGGAGAGACAAGCCCGCAUUGAGGCAAGCCUUCGAGAACGUGAAAGAGAAGUUCAAAAGGCACGUUCUGAGCAAACUAAAGAAAUUGAUCGAGAGAGAGAGCAGCACAAACGAGAAGAAGCUAUCCAGAAUUUCAAGGCUCUUCUGUCUGACAUGGUACGUUCUUCAGAUGUGUCCUGGUCUGAUACUAGGAGGACCCUCCGGAAGGACCACCGUUGGGAGUCUGGUUCCUUAUUGGAAAGAGAGGAGAAAGAGAAACUCUUUAAUGAACAUAUUGAAGCGCUUACCAAAAAGAAAAGGGAGCACUUUAGGCAGCUUCUGGAUGAGACUUCCGCGAUUACCUUAACAUCCACGUGGAAAGAAGUGAAGAAAAUAAUUAAGGAAGAUCCUCGCUGCAUUAAGUUCUCCUCCAGUGACAGGAAAAAACAAAGGGAGUUUGAAGAAUACAUCAGAGACAAAUACAUCACUGCCAAAGCUGACUUCAGGACACUUUUGAAAGAGACCAAAUUCAUUACGUACAGAUCCAAAAAGCUAAUCCAAGAAUCUGAUCAGCACCUGAAAGAUGUAGAAAAAAUUUUGCAGAAUGACAAACGGUAUCUAGUACUGGACUGUGUACCAGAGGAGAGGAGGAAACUCAUCGUGGCAUAUGUUGAUGACCUGGAUCGCCGAGGUCCACCUCCACCUCCCACAGCAUCAGAGCCCACUAGACGAUCAACAAAAUAAUUCUAAAUGCCCUUCCCUGGGGGUUGCUGUUAAUUGAAAAUGCUUGCAUGAGCCAAAUUUUCAGGUUUUUACAUAUAUGUGCAUUAGUCAACCUAUUGCAAAACCACCUGAUGACAGAAGGAGAAGCAAUUGCGGGCAGUCUCUGAACAGAACACUUUGAAAAUAUUUAAUGCUUUUCUUUGUGUGGCAUGACUGACAUACAUACUCAAAUAUAGACUGUCUCUAGUAAAUUUAAAAUCUUGAAGCUAAAAAAAUCAUCCUUUUCUAAGGUGUGGAAGCCAGUGACUUGGUGAUAUUUUUACUAGCAGUGUUACUCAGCAAGACAGGAGAAUUUGUGGUAGGAGCUUGGAAAUAGCACAGACUCCAGGAAAACUGAAGUUGGAGUCUGUUUUUGAUUUUGUUUUUUAAGCGGGUAAAAGAGGAAACACUGAAUUGGAUUCUUCCAGAGACUAUGAAUAUUAUAACGGACACACUUUUACCUUUGUCUCUGAAGCACAGUUUAGUUGUGUUUGUUCAUGUAAGCUUUGAUUCUCCCCCUCUUGGUUAUAGGCCAAGUCUUGUUUAGCCCAGGAGAAGAUGUAUUUAGUAAUUUCUUCUCAGGUAUGAACCACAUUCAUAAAUAACAUGUUGGCCAGAAUGGAAUCCUGGUUUAAACAUUCUUUAUUCUCCACUGAAUGAUCUCUACCAAUAUUCUCAAUUAGACAACAAAACUCCCUUUCUGGGCGUUCCCUGGAAACUACUUCUGUUUGAAUGUUUGAACUUUUGUUUCUAAAAAGUUUAAUUUUAAGAUGUUUGAAUGUUGAAUUUAUGUAUUUGAACUACAAUAAACCAACCCUUUUAUAUAUGUGGAUUGUAAAUGAUUAUUGUUACACAAUAUAUUUUUUAAAAACCCUUAGACAUGUUUUUUUGUUUGUUUGUUUGCUUGCUUGCUUGCUUGCUUGCUCGUUUGGUUCGUUGGUUUUUGUUUUGUUUUAUUUUUUGAAAAAAAGCAUGUGAUAAUUUGAGGCAACUGAAUCUUAGAAUAUAGUUUUUAAAGGCUUGACUAUAAUGUAUUUCUAAUAUAAAAGAUACAUUUUUUAG
Molecule: messenger RNA, 4366 nt
Organism: Rattus norvegicus (Norway rat)
Lineage: Eukaryota; Metazoa; Chordata; Mammalia; Rodentia; Muridae
Gene: Tcerg1
Product: transcription elongation regulator 1
Exons: 22
Coding region: 41-3286 (1081 amino acids)
Cellular component (GO): nucleus
Molecular function (GO): RNA polymerase binding
Source: RefSeq, marked provisional